This is a messenger RNA of Acinonyx jubatus (cheetah), 891 nucleotides long. RefSeq lists its product as uncharacterized. The transcript has 2 exons. Lineage: Eukaryota; Metazoa; Chordata; Mammalia; Carnivora; Felidae. Gene Ontology annotation, biological process: virion assembly. The record is from RefSeq and is a predicted model, not a curated record. Bases 1 to 816 code for a protein of 271 amino acids.
AUGUGUAAGGUCCUUGCCAUGCAGCCUGCAGGUCCCCCAAAAUCAAGGACGCCAGCCGCGCCCUUGUAUCCCAUAUUGCCCGAUAGUCAGGACCUACUAUCCCUAGACCCUCCACCCUAUCAUCCCCCUCCCCUCACACCCCAGGCCCUGCCCACAGCAGCCGCCCCACCAGUCGCCCCGCUAGUUGCCCCCCUAGGGGAACCAGGAGGACGGGAAGCGGUAGCUGCACCAGAACCAGGAGGACGGGAGGCAGCAGCCGCGCCGGGCCCCAUUGAAAAUGAAACCAACCACGAGGGGCCAGCCGGCCGAACCCGCGGGCGCACCCAGCAGGAGGGAGAGAGGAUCCAAUUAGAAGCAAGAAAGCUGGUUCCCGGAGACGACGGUCGGCCGACAUCUAACCCUGACCUCAUUAAUGCGGCUUUCCCCCUAACCAGACCUCCACAGGACGAAUGGGACUACAACACGGCAGAAGCCUUGCAGAGGGUCCAUGAAGAUGUAUGGCCCAAAUUAAAGGAACUCUAUGAGACUGGACCCCCGCCUAUUCCACAUCAAUUCCGGCCAGGGGAUUGGGUCCUCGUCAAACAUCAUCGGCAGGGAACUCUGGAGCCCAGGUGGAAAGGACCCUUCCAGGUCCUCCUGACAAUGCCUACUGCCAUCAAAGUAGACAGAAUCGCCACCUGGAUCCAUUUCGCCCAUGCCAAACCAGUGGACCUGUUCUCAGACCUCAUCGGACCUUCAAAGACAACCUGGACUGUUGAUCGGACUAAGGACAAGCCUUUAAAAUUGACCCUACACCGCCAACGGACUGAGCCGUAACUAUGGUACUUGCCCUUCUCUUGGUUGUUCUGCAAAUUCUGUCUGUAAAUCCAAACCCCCACAACCCCUAUAAUU